AUGAGUUCAAGGUCGUCGUUGUGGUUGGAGACAGCAAGCCAGGAUUGCCUUCAUGAAUUUGGUCACAAAGUGUCUUCCCUUGACGAGUUCGAACUACCAGUGAAAGAACUAGCCAAAGCUGUGGCUUUCUUGCACUAUGACUUCGCGUCGCUCGAGGCUGCCGAACAGCUCGUCAACAGCCCAAACAACAACGACGAUUAUCACGACCAGGAUGGCGCUUUCAGUGUUGCGGCCGUCUUUGAUGCAGCAGUCAGCCAGGGUAUUCAACGACGGGACCAGAGUGUGAUCCUUCAAGACCCCGUGGCCCAGGCUCAAGUCCAACAAGUCUUGACUUCGGUACUCGAUGCUCUCCUACGCAUCCCUGAUUUUGGGACCCUCCGCACCCUCCACACCCUCCACAACGCAUUGCUUCGUCGCCGGGAAACGGAUCGGGGUGCAACAGUCAUGAUCCAGGCAGCCGCUCGUGGAUAUUCGGACCGUCGAAUGGACAGUCGGGUUUCCAAGAAGAUACUCUUUUCCAGUCAGGCGCUGAAGGCACUGUUCGGGACUACCGCCUUCCAAACCUUUUUCAACAAAGUGGCCGUGGCGAAUCAUGAUCCCAAGAAGCUUCGCAUGACCUGGCUGGAAGGUUUGGCAUUGGAGAUGAUCCAAGAAGCUGUGCCCCAACUGUGCGGUCACGUUUCCGGACGCCGGCCUUUCGCAUGA
Messenger RNA from Seminavis robusta, 705 nucleotides. NCBI's taxonomy places the organism in Eukaryota, Bacillariophyta, Bacillariophyceae, Naviculales, Naviculaceae. The record is from the annotation of a GenBank genome assembly.